Messenger RNA from Acanthocheilonema viteae, 1380 nucleotides. The record is from the annotation of a GenBank genome assembly. NCBI's taxonomy places the organism in Eukaryota, Metazoa, Nematoda, Chromadorea, Rhabditida, Onchocercidae.
AUGUCAGCCAUCAAAAUGCCGACGCCAUCUGAAUUAAAGAAACUUUUUGGUCAACCGAAUGUAAAAAGUAAGGAAAUUCCGUAUGAUGUUUUCGUAUGUACGCAGGGACUUUGUGCGCGUUAUCUCGGCGGUGUAUGGAAUACAAUCAAUCCAGAACAGUUGCGUAUAAAACCGAUCAUCGGUGGAAUAAGCAAUUUAUUAUUUCUGGUGGAACUACCAGAAAAUGUGGUACCACAGGGAGAAGAACCAGUUUGUUCACUUUUGCGCAUACAUUGCUCUGAUGAUCUUGAUCGUCUUCUCAGUGAAGCGGUCAUUUUUACAAUGCUUUCUGAAAGAUUGCUUGGACCACGACUUUUUGCUGUUUUUCCAUCCGGUCGAUUUGAACAAUAUAUUCCAUCACGUCCACUCUUUUGCGAUGAAUUGCAAUAUCCAGGCAUUGCCAAAUAUUUGGGAAAGUUAUUUGCUCGAAUCCAUACACUUAAUGUACCUAUUGCCAAAAAACCAAUGGUUCUUGAGGUAGCUGAUGGAUGGCUGGAAAAGUUGAGCAACAAAAUGCGCCAUAAAAUGAGACUUAAAAUGGUGCAAGCUAGUCUUUCAAAGGAAGGUAAUUUAUUGCUGCACAAGGAAUAUACUAUUAAUGAGAACGGUGAUUUUGAUACUGACGAAAAUGAGGAUCCAAUUUCACCAAUCGAUUUUGAAUAUGCUAGUUAUAAUUACCGCGGAUUUGAAUUUGGUAAUUACAUUUGUGAAUAUAUGUUGGAUUAUAGUAAUGAUAAACCACCGUUUUAUUGGAUAAAACGGGAACGAACACCACCUGACGAACAGCUUUAUCGUCUUUUCAACUCAUAUUUGGAUGAAAUUGAUAAGCAAAAGCGAAAUGGCGACAAUUUCUAUCCAAUUAAGAAUUUAUCUUUGAAUCGCGAAGCCGAAAUUCAAAAACUAUUUGUUGAAGCACGUCGUUUUCCUGCCAACUCACAAUGGAGCUUGGGGCAGAGUGAGGAGAAGUCCGUUGUGGCUUCUGAUGGACGUGGUGGAAGAAGUCACUUUGGACUUUCCGGUAUGUUUGUUUUUGAUCUUAAUUUCUUUGAGUCUGUACUGAUGUACAUUGUGGUGUUGUUCGACUCGUCUUCUGUACUGAACUCACCUCGGGAUCAGUCAACUAAAUCUGCGGAAGAAUUUAUUCCAGAGGUCUAGAUGGGUGUCAGCUCAUGGUUUUUCAUUCACGGUCACUGCUCUGCCAGACGAAGAUGGAUAGCAGCUGGUGGUUCUACACCCAUCCGUGGAUCGACGGAAUCUGUAGACCUAUUGGAAGAUCGUGUGGUAUCUGUAAAUGGUCAAGUGGCCGAGAAUUGGGAUGGGUGUGGAUGCCCAGUGCACUGA